CUUCGAAAAGUCCCGGAUCGAUCUCUGGUCAACAACGAAACUUCAUUUCGUCCCGGGGUGAAGAGGAGGAGAAUGAAACGCCUGUACGGGGCCGCAUGUUUCUUAUUUUUACUCCAGACGGUUUCCUCUGUUGUCGUCCCAGCGGGAGUCAAAAGAAAUGACAGUCCUGUGAUAGGUGUUCUUGCUCAGGAGGUGUCUGCACCCACACCUGGAAAAAAUGCUUACAUUGCAGCCUCAUAUGUCAAAUAUCUGGAGUCUGCGGGCGCAAGAGUCGUUCCAGUCAUGAUUAAAAAGUCUGAGGAGGAGUACAUCAAACUCUUCAAAUCCAUAAAUGGAAUCCUUUUUCCUGGAGGUGGCGCCAGCAUUGUUUCAUCUGGCUAUGCCAAAGCAGCUGGUAUUUUCUACAGACUUGCUCUUGAGGCCAACUUGAAAGGUGAUUACUUUCCUGUGUGGGGGACGUGCCUGGGCUUUGAGCUGCUAACAUUUCUGACUAGCCAGAAGUUACUACUGUCCCACACUAACACCACUGGCGUUGCGCUACCACUGGACUUCACCAAAGAAUCAAAGGACAGUAGAAUGUUCAAGGACUUUCCAGAUGACCUGAUAACAUCACUGGCAAAAGAGCCACUCACAGAGAAUUCUCAUCGGUGGAGCAUCACUACUGAGAGUUUUAAUAAGAGCGAGAAGCUGAAAAAGUUCUACCGAAUUCUGAGCACGAACACAGAUGGACAGAAGGAGUUUGUGUCCACAGUGGAGGCAUAUGAUUUUCCAAUUUAUGGAACCCAGUGGCACCCAGAGAAAAAUGCCUUUGAAUGGACUCGUCCAUACAUCCCUCACACACCCUCCGCCAUCAAAACCACUUUCUACACGGCCUACUUUUUCGUCAAUGAAGCUAAAAAGAGUCUUCAUAGUUUUUCCAGCCAAGAAGAGGAGCAGAAAGCUUUAAUUUAUAACUACAGUCCUAAAUACACUGGAAAGAGAUCUUCUUUUGAACAAAUCUAUUAUUUUUGAUUAUUUUUUUUCCUCAUUUCCCAACAGUAAUCUCAAUUUUCAUUGAGUGGUUUUUAAAAUUUUGGAUUUUUGUUGUGUGGUUUGGCCUGUGCUUACAGAAUAUUAAACAGUAUAUUAAAAUAAAUCUCUUUUUCUAUGAUUUAGUUUAUCCUUGAGGUGUUAAGCCAUCUUUCAAAAUUGUACCAUAAUUCAAUGGUUGAGAUGUGAACAAAGUCAAUAAACGUGCACUGAUGAAAUAGUUUA
Molecule: messenger RNA, 1254 nt
Organism: Pygocentrus nattereri (red-bellied piranha)
Lineage: Eukaryota; Metazoa; Chordata; Actinopteri; Characiformes; Serrasalmidae
Gene: ggh
Product: gamma-glutamyl hydrolase (conjugase, folylpolygammaglutamyl hydrolase)
Exons: 9
Coding region: 73-1011 (312 amino acids)
Biological process (GO): tetrahydrofolylpolyglutamate metabolic process
Cellular component (GO): vacuole
Molecular function (GO): gamma-glutamyl-peptidase activity
Source: RefSeq, a predicted model, not a curated record